CGUGUCAAUUAUUCAACUUACAAGGCGCUGAACCUGUAUGUUGGGCAAAUCGAUGGAACUGGUCACAGGAUCAGUUGAGAGCAAUGGACUUAUGAUGCAUCAUCGACAAUAAACGAAGCUCAACUUGAGAACACGAAAAUGUACUUCGGUCAAAUUUUCGAGCUGCACGGCUGCAUUUACGUAAACAGGGUUGGACUUUGGAGUUUGGACUGAAAACGACGAUGUCGAUUUGUUUGACUCUACUGUUGGAUGUAGAUUUUGUACGGCCGCUAUUUAUGGCUCUGCAUUUUGCAAUUAUCAUAUUGAUAGGUAGUUUAAGAUCUCAAAGAGAUGGCCGGCUGUGCUGUUCAAGGAGGUUGUCCGAGCGAUUACAUCGCCGUUGCUGUAUCCGUUAUCGCCGUGAUUCUGCUUCUUGCUCGUUCAACAUUACCCUUUUUGGUUCACAAGAUUCCUCGCACAAAAAGCAGUGAUUUCUGGAUCUUGAUAAUUCAAGUUGUUGCCAGCUUCAACCUAUUAUUUUCAAUGGUGAUGGGCAUCAAUUUUCUGAAAAUAAAAAAGAGACAUUGGUGGCAAUCUUGCUAUAUAUGGGCAGUCUGGCUUGAAGGUCCACUUGGAUUUGGUUUGCUGCUGAGCUGUCGCAUAGUACAGGCCUUUCAACUGUAUCACAUAUUUGUCAAGCGGCGUUUACCACCAAUGAAAUCAUAUAUCUUGCUUCCUCUGAUUCUUUCACCAUGGAUUGUUGGGGCUUCAUUUAUUCAUAUGAAGAAGCCUUUGAAUCCCCGUUGCCACUUGCGAGGUCAAUGGGUUAUCCCAGUUGUGUGCCUCCAUGCCUUGUAUAUUGCUGCCUUGGCUGUUGCGACAUGGUCUGUUCAACAUAUCAAGUUUCAAUUUAAUGAAUUUAAAGACCUCUUGCAGGGAAUAAUUGUCUCUGCCACCUCCAUUGGAGUAUGGAUUGUUGCGUACAUUAUGAAUGAAAUCCAUGAAAAUACGGAAUGGCUUCAAGUUGUCUCCAGGUUUCUGCUACUAGUAAUGGCAAGCAUUUUUGUACAUGCUUUCUUUUCAUUAUCAAUCUCUCGACCUUUGCUCUCACAAAUGAGCUUGAGGAGAAGGGAAAAAAGGGAAUUUGAGACAAUGGGUAUGGCUUUGCGCAUACCUGAUAGUGGAUUACUCUUACAGAGGAGAGCCACCCCAGAGAUUGAUCAUAAUGACCCGCUGGAUAGGCUUCUUCUGAAUAAAAGAUUUCGCCAGUCCUUUAUGGCAUUUGCUGACAGUUGUUUGGCUGGAGAAAGUGUACAUUUUUAUGAGGAAGUCCAUGAACUUGGAAAAAUACCUGUUGAUGAUACUGUAAGAAGGGUUUAUAUGGCACGACAUAUUAUUGAGAACUAUAUAGUUGCUGGUGGAGCAAUGGAAGUGAACAUAUCUCACAGAAGUCGACAAGAGAUUCUGGGUACUCUUGACCUGGCACACCCUGAUCUGUUUAAUAAUGCAGUAAAUGAACUGCUCCAAUUGAUGAAAGUGAACUUGGGAAAAGAUUACUGGUCAUCAACAUUCUUUAUGAAGUAUAAAGAGGAAUUACAGUCGCAAGCAGAUGGCCAUGAGCUCAUGGAGCGGGUAAUUGGAUGGGACAUUUCUCAGCUGAGUUCUAUUCAUGGUGUUGAUGAUCCUUUUGGCCAAGAACCUCCCUCAAAGGGCUCUGUGACAUUCUGAUGUUCACAAUUCAGACACAUGGUGGAACCUGGAGAUACUUGAAGUGGAAUGUUCAGUUAUGUCAGAUAUGUAUCUUUUUUUAUUUUUUUUUAAUUUUAGGAGAAUUUUUUAAGUCUGUUGUAGAAAGAAAAGACAAAAUGGGGGUGGGGGGGUGAAGAAAAUGACAAAUAGAAAAGGAAAAUGGGAUAUGACAAUCACAGACACUAUAUGCAACACAUACUGUUUGUUUUUCCAAGGCUGAUGAUGUAACAUGUGUAGAGAACAUUGAUGUGGGCCCCACAGCUGUGGUCCCACUCUGUCCGUAGGGUAGAAUGUAUCUAGUCA
Nelumbo nucifera (sacred lotus) is the source of this 2031-nucleotide messenger RNA. Its product is annotated as regulator of G protein signaling 1-like. The record is from RefSeq and is a predicted model, not a curated record. NCBI's taxonomy places the organism in Eukaryota, Viridiplantae, Streptophyta, Magnoliopsida, Proteales, Nelumbonaceae.